Molecule: messenger RNA, 1569 nt
Organism: Aspergillus clavatus NRRL 1
Lineage: Eukaryota; Fungi; Ascomycota; Eurotiomycetes; Eurotiales; Aspergillaceae
Product: MATE family efflux transporter
Exons: 2
Coding region: 1-1569 (522 amino acids)
Biological process (GO): xenobiotic detoxification by transmembrane export across the plasma membrane
Cellular component (GO): membrane
Molecular function (GO): antiporter activity; xenobiotic transmembrane transporter activity
Source: RefSeq, a predicted model, not a curated record
AUGUGGUUGAUGCCUCUACCUCCAGCACGAUUCUCCUUUGCUCUUACCGUCGACAGAAUGCGCAACGAACCCGACGACAUCCGCAAUAUGGACGCGGAUGGCCCGGACGAAUAUACCUCCCUCCUCCCCACGCCUAUCGACAUCGACAGCUCGCGGGGUCUGCUCGACGACGCACAGUCUAAAGAUGAAGAUGGGCCAAACCGACGUCUUAUCAUUGAAGAAUUCUGGCAUCUGCUCAAGGGAUCCGUUCCUGUGAUCCUCGCCUAUACACUCCAAAACAGUCUGCAGACUGCAUCCGUGCUCAUUGUUGGCCGCUUGUCUCCCGAACACUUGGCAACAUCUGCAUUCUCUCUUAUGUUCGCCAUGAUCACUGCGUGGAUGAUCGCGCUAGGAGGGACGACGGCGCUGGAUACUCUGGCGUCUUCGUCGUUCACGGGCAGCUCGAACAAACAUGAUCUUGGCAUUCUACUGCAGAGGGGAGUUUUCGUGCUGACCCUUUUCUACGUGCCUGUUGCUAUCCUAUGGGCGUCUUCGGAGCAUGUAUUUCUUCUCCUGGGCCAGGAUUCAGAUCUAUCCAAGGAUAGUGCUCGGUUUCUCACCUGUUUGAUUCCGGGAGGACUGGGAUAUAUCUAUUUCGAGUUGAUGAAGAAGUAUCUGCAAGCGCAAGGGAUAAUGAGGCCCGGGACCUAUGUCCUUCUGAUUACGUCUCCCUUCAAUGUUCUCCUCAACUACCUCUUCUGCUACACCUUUGAGAUGGGUCUUCUCGGUGCCCCCUUUGCUCUAGGCAUCUCGUACUGGCUAUCAUUCGCCCUGCUAGUCCUCUACGCCCGCUUCAUCGCUGGUUCCGAAUGCUGGGGCGGCUGGUCCCAGGAAGCCUUUAAAAAUCUCAGAACCUUCGCCCGUUUAGCUUUCUUGGGGAUCAUUCACGUUGGCACCGAGUGGUGGGCCUUUGAGAUCGUUGCGCUUGCAGCUGGCCGGCUGGGAACCAUUCCGCUCGCCGCACAAAGCGUGAUCAUGACUGCGGACCAGGUCCUCAAUACCAUCCCCUUCGGCGUGGGAGUCGCCACAUCUACACGCGUCGGUAAUCUGCUCGGCUCGCGCAGUGCGACUGGAGCGGCCAGGGCGGCAAACACGGCGGCCUGGCUUAGCAUGCUGCUCGGCGGGGUGGUGCUGGCUGUGCUGAUGGGAACUCGACAUGACUUUGCAAAGAUCUUCAACUCUGACGAGCGUGUUGUGCAGUUGACUGCCGAUGUUCUGCCGUACGUUGCGCUUUUUCAAAUUGCUGAUGGGUUGAAUGGGAGCUGUGGGGGCAGUCUGCGUGGUAUGGGUAGACAGCAUGUUGGGGCGAUGGUGAACUUGGUGAGUUACUACUGCGGCGCUCUGCCGCUGGGGAUCUGGCUUGCAUUUCAUGGCUGGGGGUUGAAGGGACUAUGGGUGGGACAGUGUAUUGCGCUUUACCUUGUGGGCGCAUUAGAGUGGGUGAUUGUCGUGCUGAGCAACUGGGAUAAGGAAGUGGACCAGGCGUUUCAGAGGAUGGAUGUCCAUGAGCGUCUUGAGACAGGGAUCUAG